AUGGUCAACUCCUGUCGUGGCUCCGUCUGCUCUGAGCAGGGCUGUGGCCAGGGCUCCUCCCAGGAGACCUGCUGUGCCCCUUGCUGCCAGCCCAGCUGCUGCCAGACCACCUGCUGCACAACCACCUGCUGCAGGCCCAGCUGCUGUACUCCCUGCUGCUCUCCCUGCUGCAAGCCUUGCUGCCCCCCACCUUGCUGCUCCCCCUGCUGCAAGCCUUGCUGCCCCCCACCUUGCUGCUCCCCCUGCUGCAAGCCUUGCUGCCCCCCAACUUGCUGCUCCCCCUGCUGCAGGCCUUGCUGCCCCCCACCUUGCUGCUCCCCCUGCUGCUCCCCCUGCUGCAGGCCUUGCUGCCCCCCACCUUGCUGUUCCCCCUGCUGCUCCCCUUGCUGCCGCCCCAGCUGCUGCAUCUCCAGCUGCUGCCGCCCCUCCUGUUGUGGCUCUAGCUCCAGCUGCUGUGGCUCCAGCUGUUGCCGCCCUGCUUGCUGUAUUUCUAGCUGCUGCCGCCCCUGCUGCUGCCGCCCAGUCUGCUGCCGCCCCAGCUGCUGCAUCUCCAGCUGCUGCCGGCCCUCCUGCUGUGGCUCCAGCUGUUGCCGCCCCUGCUGCUCUGCUGGUUCUUGCUGCUGA
Messenger RNA from Talpa occidentalis (Iberian mole), 624 nucleotides. RefSeq names its product keratin-associated protein 4-5-like. The record is from RefSeq and is a predicted model, not a curated record. Gene Ontology annotation, cellular component: keratin filament. Bases 1 to 624 code for a protein of 207 amino acids. The transcript has a single exon. NCBI's taxonomy places the organism in Eukaryota, Metazoa, Chordata, Mammalia, Eulipotyphla, Talpidae.